GCCACGUUUUCACAUUAUUUGCCUAAUGAAAUGUAGGGUCCUCAACGGCCCACCCUUUCUCAUUCAUUUCAUGCUUCCGAACCGUUCGUAAUAUAUUUAAUGCGCUUGGCAACAAUCUGCAAUGCGACAUUCAGAAAACAUUCAAAAGUAAAAAGAUCGUGUGCAAGCGCAACACUCAUUCAUGCGCCUCUAUAAGUAGUUGGAUCAGCAGCGGACUUGUGUCUUCGCAUAACUCCCCUCCGCUCCCGGGCCUCGUCGGAGUUGGGGAUCUUUUCCACGUUGCCUAAAACCCCCAAUCACAUUGGGUAUGGCUACUCCAUAUGCACCCAAAAACAUCCUUAUUACUGGCGCUGCUGGAUUCAUUGCAUCUCAUGUUGCAAACCGUAUCAUCCGGAACUACCCUGAUUAUAAGGUCAUUGUCCUUGACAAGCUUGAUUAUUGUUCAAAUCUAAAGAAUCUUAACCCCUCUCGAUCAUCACCCAACUUCAAGUUCAUCAAGGGAGACAUCGGCAGUGCUGAUCUUGUCAACUUUAUCCUCAUUACCGAGUCCAUUGAUACAAUAAUGCACUUUGCUGCCCAGACACAUGUUGACAACUCUUUUGGCAAUAGUUUUGAGUUCACCAAGAACAACAUUUAUGGCACCCAUGUGCUUCUAGAGGCCUGCAAGGUCACUGGCCGAAUUAGGAGGUUCAUCCAUGUAAGUACGGAUGAGGUUUAUGGGGAGACAGAUGAGGAUGCAGUGGUGGGGAACCAUGAGGCUUCUCAGCUUCUUCCAACAAACCCUUACUCUGCAACUAAAGCUGGGGCAGAAAUGCUUGUUAUGGCGUAUGCACGGUCUUAUGGGUUACCCGUCAUAACAACUAGAGGGAACAAUGUUUAUGGGCCCAAUCAAUUUCCUGAAAAGCUAAUUCCAAAAUUCAUUCUUUUAGCCAUGAGAGGUGAGCCUCUUCCAAUUCAUGGGGAUGGAUCUAAUGUGCGGAGUUACCUCUAUUGUGAAGAUGUUGCAGAGGCUUUUGAAGUUAUUCUCCACAGGGGUGAAGUGGGCCAUGUCUACAAUAUUGGAACUGACAAGGAAAGGAGAGUUAUUGAUGUCGCGAAGGACAUUUGCAAACUAUUCUCAUUGGAUCCACACAAGGUUAUUAAAUUUGUAGACAAUCGGCCUUUUAAUGACCAGAGGUAUUUCUUGGAUCGUCAAAAGCUAAAAAACUUGGGAUGGUCAGAACGAACUACAUGGGAGGAGGGUCUAAAAGAGACUAUGGAAUGGUACACUAGCAAUCCAUACUGGUGGGGAGAUGUCUCCGGCGCAUUGCUUCCACAUCCAAGAAUGUUGAUGAUGCCAGGGAGCGACCGAAAAUUUGAUGGGCCUGAUAUUAGUAAUUCUGCAUCCUCACUCAUAUCAAGCACUCCUAUUCAGAACCAGAAGAUAGUUUCAGUUGCUGAAAACAUAUCUGCUCAAAAUCCCUCUCUGAAAUUCUUGAUUUAUGGUAGAACAGGGUGGAUAGGGGGCCUUCUUGGUAAGAUAUGUGAGAAGCAAGGGAUACCCUAUGCGUACGGAAAAGGGCGUUUGGAGGAACGAUCACAGCUGUUGGCAGACAUUCAAAAGGUUAAGCCAACCCAUGUUUUCAAUGCUGCUGGAGUGACUGGUAGACCCAAUGUGGAUUGGUGCGAGUCUCACAAACCAGAAACAAUUCGCACCAAUGUUGUUGGUACCCUAACCUUGGCAGAUGUUUGCAGAGAGCAUGGGCUCCUAAUGAUGAAUUAUGCUACUGGUUGUAUAUUUGAAUAUGAUGCUAAACAUCUGCUGGGAUCUGGAAUUGGGUUCAAAGAGGAGGAUAAACCAAAUUUUACCGGUUCCUUCUACUCAAAAACAAAGGCCAUGGUUGAAGAACUUUUGAAAGAAUAUGACAACGUCUGUACCCUAAGAGUCCGAAUGCCAAUAUCAUCUGACCUCAGCAAUCCACGAAACUUUAUCACAAAAAUUUCACGAUAUAGUAAAGUGGUUAACAUUCCAAACAGUAUGACUGUCUUGGAUGAGCUUCUACCCAUUUCAGUUGAGAUGGCCAAAAGAAAUUGCAAGGGCAUAUGGAACUUCACAAAUCCGGGUGUUGUGAGCCAUAAUGAGAUUCUGGAGUUGUACAAGAGCUAUAUAGACCCCAGUUUUGAAUGGGCUAAUUUCACAUUAGAAGAUCAAGCCAAGGUAAUUGUUGCCCCUCGAAGCAACAAUGAGAUGGAUGCAUCCAAGUUGAAGAACGAGUUUCCUGAGUUGUUGUCGAUCAAAGACUCCCUGAUUAAAUUUGUCUUCGAGCCCAAUAAGAGAAACUUUGCUGGUGGAGUGCUGAAUUAAGCAAAUUUUGGAUUUGACCUUCGCAUUUCUUGUUUAGGUAGCAGUGUUGGAUUAUAUUCAUCCUGUUAGCCAUAUUGUUGAUCAAAGACUCCCUGAUUAAAUUUGUCUUUGAGCCCAAUAAGAGAAGCUUUGCUGGUGGAGUGCCGAAUUAAGCAAAUUGUGGAUUUGACCUUUGCAUUUCUUGUUUAGGUAGCAGUGUUGGAUUAUAUUCAUCCUGUUAGCACAUAUCGGUCUCCAUCGAUGCCUUCAUUUCAUCAUUUAUAUUAUUCUGCUAUAAUACUAUAAAGUUCUGUGGAGCAGCAUUGAGCAGCUGAGUGAUUACAUCUCAAAUGUCUACUGCAAGCUUUAAGCCAUCUUCAGAAUUUAGUUUAUGAAGCUCUGCCUCUAUAUUAAGUUGCUUAUUUUUCAUUUUGCUGUUGGAUUUAAACUGAAAUAUGUAUGCUGGUAUUGAGUAAAUUUGAUUGACUCAUUUCAUGUGCCCACUGUUGGUUCUGACCAGAGAACUAAUAAAAGGUUGAAGCUUUGAAGCUCUAUAUUUCAUACUAUUUUCUCCUUGAACAAGGGAUGCAAGUAUUUUGUCUGAAGAAA
Messenger RNA from Malania oleifera, 2932 nucleotides. Its product is annotated as trifunctional UDP-glucose 4,6-dehydratase/UDP-4-keto-6-deoxy-D-glucose 3,5-epimerase/UDP-4-keto-L-rhamnose-reductase RHM1-like. The transcript is spliced from 3 exons. Gene Ontology annotation, biological process: nucleotide-sugar metabolic process. The record is from RefSeq and is a predicted model, not a curated record. Bases 308 to 2344 code for a protein of 678 amino acids. NCBI's taxonomy places the organism in Eukaryota, Viridiplantae, Streptophyta, Magnoliopsida, Santalales, Ximeniaceae. Gene Ontology annotation, molecular function: dTDP-glucose 4,6-dehydratase activity.